Molecule: messenger RNA, 8165 nt
Organism: Schistosoma haematobium
Lineage: Eukaryota; Metazoa; Platyhelminthes; Trematoda; Strigeidida; Schistosomatidae
Exons: 6
Coding region: 1-3429 (1142 amino acids)
Biological process (GO): regulation of transcription by RNA polymerase II
Cellular component (GO): nucleus
Molecular function (GO): DNA-binding transcription factor activity, RNA polymerase II-specific; protein dimerization activity; RNA polymerase II cis-regulatory region sequence-specific DNA binding
Source: RefSeq, a predicted model, not a curated record
AUGGAUUUGAAAACUCAUGAAAUUCAUUCAGGUCAUUUUAUGGUUAGCAUCCUUGAAGAUUCUGAGGAUGAGACAGAACAUUCGAAUAAUGUAUUCACUGAAAACGUCACUACAUACAGUUCCAAAGAUAACAGUAAUCAGUCAACUGUUAAGGAUAAAAACAGGCUGAUUUUUGAGAACCUAGCUUCUCUUUUCAAGUAUUUGGAGAUCGCUUAUAGUGGAAAGCUGACGAGCCCGAAAUGGGACAAAUUUCGUGGACUAAGAUUUGCAAUAAAAAAUAAAAUCCGACUCAACAACAUAGUUUGGAGAGAAUACCACAUGCAAUAUGUCAAAAAAUUAAAGCCAGUUGUUGUUCAAUUCCAGACACCUGUAUAUGAAGAUCAUUCUAAAACUGAAGCAGUUAUAUUAGAAGGAAAAUAUUGGAAAAGGCGCGUAAGUACCUUGUGUAAAGAGUAUCGCCUUUGGAGAGCAUUUGCCAAGAACAGGAUAUACAGUUCUCAAAACAGACAAAUUAUACAAUGUGCCAAUGAACUACUCGAAGGGUCGGAUCUAUGUCCUUAUCAAUUUAGUGACCUAUCAAAGAAUACGUCUUCAAAGCUUAUGGAGGAAAUAAUGAUGGACAUAGAUGAGAAUCUAGAUUUGUUUUUUGAUCAACCGAUAACAUUUCCAAAUCGACGAGAUUUACCUAUCUUGGGAAACGCCGAUAUAAUGCAACCAGGUUUGCAACAACUUCAACCUGAUAGAAGUUCAUGCGACGACAUAUCGUGUAAUAUUUUUCAGUCUAUUGACCCCAAUUCGAUAUUUCAAUGUAGUUCUUCUGAUGCACAUUCGUGUGAAUAUGCAUGGUCCAGCUCGUACUACCCAUUUAACAAAUAUAUGUGUGAAGCAACAUUCUCAAACACAACUACGCCUCUUCCAGAGGCCAAACAAAGUUGUAACCUACCUCUUGUUGAACGUCUUAGCGUAGUCGAUUCGUCUUCCCAAAUCUGCUCAUCAUUUUUGUCAGGUAAUCGUGAAUCUGGUCUUUUGGAUUUGGCUACCACCAGUAGUGAAGGGUGUGGACCUUAUUUAAAUAACAGUGUUAGUGAAACAGAUUACCAUGGUCCCCAUCCUUAUCGACCAUCGUUUCCUGUGUCUCAGAAGCGCUACUUCCAACAUCAAUCCAGAGUUGCUGGUCAGCACCAAAACAGCAACCAUUCUGUUAGCAUGGAAUCAAAUUAUGGAUUAACUACAGGUUCAAUACACACAAAAGGUCACAUAGCUGAACCCAUAAAAUCGUUUGGUUAUCGUGUAGAAUCGAAUAAAGAAAAAGGCAAUCAUACAAACAAAUCUGCUCUUUUAAAUGCCUUACUGCGUGGUAGUAGCAUUGGUCAAAAUUUGAACUCGCCCAGUGAUUGCAUGGACACUAGUGCAUUUCAGCAAACUUCUAAGUGUUCGUCUCCCUUACUUUGUAAUGCUCUAAGCAAUUCAGGAAACUGCUUUGAUAGUUCAUCCAACAAACAUCUAAUCCACCUCAACGAUUCAUCAAAUAAGUCAGUUCAGGUCGAAAAAGGCCCCAAUCUUCUUACAAAUACAAAAGGGUUACCAGAUUCUUACGCUCAUCCUAGUUAUUCAUACAAUGAUCAUUCAUCCAUUAAUUCAAUAAAUACAGUACAGAAUGUUGACAUCCCCAGGAUUAAUUCAUUGAAUGUUGCGGAUAAUAUAUCAGCUCCAGUGGCUAACUAUGGGGUGUCUGGUGACUGUUCCGUAACUCAGAUCCAUGAGCCUGAUCUGUCUGUUUUGACACCAACUGUAUCUCGAGCAGAUGGUUCAUCUUUUCUAAUCUCUCAUAAUCUUUUGGUAAAAAAUUGCAGGACGGAAUCUAUUGGCUUCGGUGUUACUGACCUUUUAAUGCGAGGUUCCAAUAAUUACUUUAAUAAAACUGAAUUGAUUUCUCAACAAAGCUCAGUUGAUUCACAUAACUCUCUUGGUCUACCGCUAGAACGAAAAAAUUCAAACGUACAAACUUUGGAUCCAAACGGUUCUGCCGUACAAAGUACACAGGGAAACCCAAAUUAUUUGGUCGAUGUCAGCGCUGUUCCUUCUCAGAAUUCACAAGACUCCAUCCUUAUUUUUAAAGGAAAUAACGGGCUUUCUACAUCAAUCCAUGGAAGUCUUUCUGUUUCAUCGAAUACAGGUUUUAAUUUCUCUAGUCGUAAUUCUGGUCCGUGCACAAUCCCUAGUAGUUCACUUUCAGAAUCGAAUAUGUUUGCUCUACCAAGUAAUGAACUUAGAAAUGCAUACACAGAAGAUUCUAAUUCUGAGCUGGAAACUUUGGUACCUGGAAGUUGGACUGAAUCACAGAUUUUUCCACAUGCAAUCAAUAUUUCACUAAAUGAUAUGGAACAACUUCCUAAAGCAUCAGUCACAAGUGAUAAAUGUUUAAACGUAUCUAAGAUUAUCGAAAGUAAUCCAUCAAUGCUUGGACGUUCCAGUUCAGCUGGGAAUUUAUUCUCACUUCAACAUAAUCAAAUUCCUAGUUGUUCGAUACAGGGUUCAGCAACUACUACAUCGAGUUUUGGAAGUACAGAAAUUUUAUCUCCAAUGUUUUCUAACCAUAAAGGAUUUCUGUAUGCUACUUCACCAUCGUGUUCUCCACCUUCGGUUUCAGAACAAAAUGAUCAACAAGCUAAACAUAUUCUAGGUAAUUCCUCUGAAGAACGACGACGUCAAUCUAUGCAAUCUGGUUUACAAACUCUACGACAACUGUUAAAAUUACACUCCAAUUUAGAUAAUCUUGGUGGUAGUAACCGUCUGACAGCUCGCAGACAUCUUAGCAAUCUAGAAAUGCCUUCCAUAUCUGGGACUUAUUCAUUUGGGGAUACAGAUAUGCCUAGUGAAAUGCUUAGCGUUGGAUUACGUCCAUCAAAUGGGUUAGAUUUUACAUCUGAUGAACAAAUGAUGUCUUCAGGAACCGAAGUUGGUGGUACUGCUCGAGCAUCUAAAGCUGCAACAUUAAGAAGUGCUGCAGAACUAAUACGAAAAUUAAGAGAUGAACGAAAUGUAUUAGAAACACAAUGUACAAAUCUUAAGGGCGAAGUAAAAGCUUUGAAAAGUGCAAUUAACCUUUUUUGUGAAAAAUUGCCCCCCUCCAAUUCAUCAUCUACAAGGCCAAUAUCAGAUCAAAAUUUAAAUUCUUACUAUUCUGAAUGGUUUCGUGCAUAUGUGCUCCAACAAACUGAAGUUAAUUGGAAAUUUUAUAUAUUUAGUUUAAUAAUUGGUAGGAUUUUCAAGUCUUAUUGCAAUACAACAAUUUCAAGUUCACGUGAUCAAUUUAUCCGAUCCGUAUAUGGUUGGUUGGAUGCUAAUUGUUCCCUGGUACAACUAAGACCUGGUAUGUUCGACUACAUAGUACUUGUUAAAUCUUUUGUUUUUCAACUUUUCCGCUAAGUUUUUGUUUCUCUAUGACUUUUUUCCUUGGAAAAAUAUUAAAACUUUUGAAUGUUAAUUUCUAUUCCGACUACAUCUUUGCUGUUUAACGGUUAAAGAGUAUUUAAUUUUAAGAUGCUUAACAACUAUUGAAACAAUAGUUGUUAAAAGAGGAGUGAAAAUUUAAGUGUAGUUAAUCUUUACGUCCAUCAUUGCAUAGACUGUUACGUAUAACUUUUAAUGUUUAAUUUAAACGUUUUCUCCUAUAACACCACACUAACUGACAUGAGUAUUUGAAUCACUGAAGCGUUAUCAGAGAACAUCUUGAUGCUGCUGGUAAAUAAGUACUAGCAGUCACCAUAUCGAAAUUCAAAUAAUCUUGACAAUCCUCUUUUUCCAAUCAUAUCCAACAUGAAAUAUGUAUUUGUUUAGCCAAUUUUUCAUUUCCUUAAUAAUUAUAUAUUUUUUAUUACUGCAAUAUACAAGAUACCUCUAUAAAGUCAAUUAAAUGUGUAUCGAAUUUUUACCGUAAUUUAUUAUUAUUAUUCUUUUGUGAUAGGAAAUAAACUUAUUUAAGGGAAAAGUGUAUGAAGGAAUAGUUGAAUUAGUUUUAAGCACAUUAGAAUAAAUUGAUGAAUAUAAUAAUUCUUAGUAGUAGUGAAGAACUAAAAGGAAUAAACCGAACGAAGGUAUGUAAAAAUGUCAAUACGUAUCCCGAAAUGCCCUGGUACGGCCGAGGAUGGGGAGAGUCCGUUCUCCCUCUCGAAAUGCUCUCACAUGGCCAUGCGUAUACAGCCACUGCCAGGGAAGUUGUACUCACUGCCUUCUCGUGGCGGGGGUGUUGUUUAUGAAUUCUAGAGGAUGAAAAGCGAAUGUCCGGCUCUUUAACCGGGUUGAUGGGUACAGAGAGUUCACCUAGGAGUGUUGGAAAACUCUGAUAUCAGACCUAUGGUGUACAUAUGUUACGGGAUCGCUAGGGAAUAAACGGUUUAUAAACCUAUAGUUGGUCACCGACUACCAUGAGGCUGCAUCUCAUAACGUCGCUCCACUACUUUUUGGACUAGACCUCUAAGUUAGAGGAUCAGGGAGUGGCUCCCUAAGAAAACCAUCUGUUUCGGUUUGGGUACCCGAGCAGUAUUCUAACCCUCACACAAAUCAAAUGAUGAACUGUGGCGUAUAUAUAUUUAAUAACUCCUUGUACUAAUGUUUAUAUGUUUCAAUAAAUAAAUAAAUAAAUAAAAUACAAAACGUGGUAAAAUUAACUUUGAAUUGAGCACUUCUAUAAAAGUCGUUUGAUAAAAUAACACUCACUGGUUAAUGACCAGUUUCAGAUUGGUCUCCAAAAAUUUCAGUGAAAAGUUAUGUGAUCUCCAUGGAAAAACAAUCAAGUCAAGAGUAAAGUACUUACCUAUCUACCAGUGACACGGAAUCAUGACCACACUAUCCAAUAAGUUGACUGAAAAUAAAUAUCGCUUAUUUCCUAUCUUAUGUCAGAAUAGUAUCAUGCCUACCAUGAAGAUUGGUGAUUUUAAGUUCAACAUGUUCAUGCUCUACUGAAGAAGUAUAAAUAGGGAUGAAAUAGUAAUCUAAUAUCAUUAUUAAUAAGGAUUCAAAUUAUUCUGUUGUUGAUAUCCGAGACAAAACUUUCAUCAGUGUUUGUUGGCAUAUUUGCUUCCUGCAUAGAUAUCUCGAUAUAGCUGUGGUGUAUUCUGAUUAUGCUGACAGAUAUAAGUAAUAUGUAACACCACUCGGAAGUCGAACUUCUGGAAGCAGAGGAUUGAAAUGAAGAGAACAGAAAGGAAAUCGUUUCUUUGGUAUCUUGAUGUCGUGUCCCUCUUUCCAGUCUUUCGGUGGCACUUGUUCCUCCUCCUAAAUCUUCUUAAACAGAUCGUGGAGCAUGCUUGCAUCUGCUUCUAUGUCUGACUACAGUGCUUCAGUUGGUAUAUUGUCAAAUCCUACUGUCUUCCCACUCUUGAUUUGUCUGAUGGCUAUCCUGAUUACUUCGAUCGUCGUUGGACUGAAAGCUAUAGGUAUGUCUGUGUGUGCUGUUUCUAUGUCCCUUGGGCUUAAUGGGGCUGUUUUAUUUAAGGGUUCCUCAAAGUGUUCUACCCAUCUGUUCCUCUCCUUGAAUCUCAGUGAUUGACUUUCAUUCUUUGUUUUUGACUGAUUACUGUAGCUUACUGUUUUUCCCUACUAGGUUCUUCGUUGUGUCACAAAGUUGUCUCAUAUUUCCUUCUCUUUCAGCUUUUUCCACUGUCGUUGCUAGGUCUUCCACGUAUCUCUAUUUGUUGACUCUAAUUUUGCUUUUCACUCGUUUGUUCGCUUCAGUGUAUUCAGUUUGUGACUUGACUUUCUCUGUUCUUGUUCGACUGUUUUUAAUCGCUAGUAUCUUGUUCUUCUUUUCUUGGGUCUUGUUCAGGAUUUCGACAGAGAUCCAUUCCUUAUUGUGAUGCUUGUUGAGACCUAGAACCUCUUGACACUUUGAAGUUAGUGUUUCUUUGAUCCCUUUCCACUUGUUCUCCAUGGUAGUUUCCGCUUUUUUGAAUAGAUCUCGAAAUGCUUGGAACCUGUUGUUUAGAACUAUGUUGAAUUGGUCGAACUUGUGAGUAUCUCGAAGGGAGAUUGUAUUGAACCUUCGUAAUGCUGUUUAUUCAGUUGUCUAAUGCUUCUUUAGCUUCAGUUCAAUCUUGGCAACCACGAGGUGGUGAUCCGAAGCUGUAUCAGCUCCUCUCCUUGUUCUCACGACUUCCGUUGACCUUAUGAAUUAUUUGGUGAUGUAAAUACGAUCUAUCUGGUUCUCAGUGUUGUGGUCAGGUGAGAUCUAUCUAGCUUUGUGUAUGAUUUUGUGGGGUAAUAUUGUGCAACCUAUAACCAAUUUGUUGAAUGCACAUAAAUCUGCAAAUCUGUCACCAUUCUCGUUAUUUUCUCCUAGUCAGUCCAUGUCGUCCCAUUACAUCUUCAUACUCGGUGUUGUCCAUUCCACUUCAACGUUUGGAUCUCCCAUCAGUAUAGUUAGAUCCUUUCCUGAGCACUUCGCUAUGAUCAAUUGCUGCCUCUCGUAAAACUGGUCUUUGUCAUCGUCAUUGCUAUCAUUGGUUGGUGCACAACAUUGGAUAACAUUCAUUUUGAUUCCCUCCUUUGUUUUGAAAGAUGCUUUGAUGAUCCUGAGUCCAUGGGAUUCUCAUUUUGUAAGUACUCGUUGGAGUCCAUUGAACAGCACCAGAGCAACUUCCUGAGUGCUUGAAACAUUUUCUUCUUCGUGACUAGAGUACACCAGCAUCUUUCCCGAAUCCACCCUUUUCUGCCAGCUUGGGUUCAAUGGGUUUCACCGAUUCCGAGGACUGUCACUUGUAUUUCCUCAUUUCCGUUGCUAUUUGACUAGCCCACCCGGUCUUGCGCAUUGUCUGAACCUUCCAUGUACUUAUUUUAAUUGUUGCUCCGGUUGUUAGACGGGGCAUCGGCCUCGAGACUUUCAAAGAAUCUCGGCUUUCACCAUGAGGCAUUAAACUUCUUCUGAAUGAAAAUCCUUCGACUCGGAGGGCAGAGUUAAAAUAGUCUGAUUUAUUUAUUCUGGUUAGUGUUCUUUUAGCAAGUUUUUUUUCUACGAGAUGGUGUUGCUGACCCAAUGCUUAGCUCUCCUCAGUUAUUCAGGCUUGGGACCGGGAGUAGCCCCAAGCCACCUAAUAAUUUUAAUAUUCAAUUGUUUCUUAGUUGAUAUUACUUACUUACUUACGCCUGUUACUCCUCGUGAAGGAUCAUUGGCCGCUCACCAGCAUUCUCCAUCCAACCUUGUCCUGAACAAUCCUUUCCAGCUCCUUCCAGUUGUUAUUCAUCUUUUUCAUGUCUGCUAUUUCCCGAAAUAAUGUGUUCUCUGUCCUUCCCCAUUUCCGCUUCCCUUCAGGAUUCCAAGUUAGGGCUUGCCUAGCGAUGUAGUUUGAUGAUUUGCGUAAUGUAUGUCCUAUCCAUUUCCAUCGUCUUUUCCUAACUUCCUCUUCAGCUGGAAGCUGGUUUGUUCUCUCCCACAAAAGGCUGGUUCUGAUGGUAUCCGGCCAAUGGAUGUUGAGUAUCUUGCGUAGACAGCUAUUUAUAAAUACUUGUACUUUCCUGAUUGUGGUUGGUGUAGUUCUCCAAGUUUCAGCUCCAUACAGUAGAACUGUCUUGACGUUCGUAUUGAAGAUUCUCACUUUGAUAUUGGUUGAAAGUUGUUUUGAAUUCCUUAUGUUCUUCAAUUGUAGGAAUGCGACCCUUGCUUUGCCAAUCCUCGCCUUUACUUCCGCAUCUGAACCUCUUUGUUCACCGAUGAUGCUUCACAGGUAUGUGAAGGAUUCUACAUUUUCCAGAGUUUCGCCAUCAAGAGUGAUUGGAUUGCUGUCCUCCGUGUUGUAUUUGAGGACCUUGGUUUUCCCCUUGUGUAUGUUGAGGCCUACUGAUGCAGAGACUGCUGCUACACUGGCUGUCUUUAUCUGCAUUUGUUCGUGUGUAUGCGAUAGGAGGGCUAGGUCAUCUGCGAAAUCCAAACCGUCUAAUUGAUUCUGAGCUGUCCAUUGUAUUCCGUGUUUUCCUUCAGAUGUCGAGGUCUUCAUAAUCCAGUCGACCACCAGAAGAAAGAGGAAGGGAGAGAGUAGACAGUCUUGUCUGACUCCGGUCCUUUCUUGGAGUGCAUCUGUCAGCUGUCCUCCAUGCAUGACCUUGCACUGUAGUCCGUCGUAUGAGUUCCGGAUAAUGUUGACAAUCUUCUCAGGAACUCCGUAGUGUCC